This is a messenger RNA of Chiloscyllium plagiosum (whitespotted bambooshark), 2388 nucleotides long. Lineage: Eukaryota; Metazoa; Chordata; Chondrichthyes; Orectolobiformes; Hemiscylliidae. The record is from RefSeq and is a predicted model, not a curated record.
UAGCCUUGAUGGGCCGAAUAGCCCGCUUCCGCACUGCAGGGAGCCUCAGCCUUUGAAACCCUCCUCCAGGUGAUUCUCACGUGAGGGCAGGAGUACCUACCCCCUACUUUGAGCCCAUCCCCUUCCGUUCUUUGGUAAAGCUGGCAUUGAUGUCCUCUCCCCUUGGUAAAACCGCAGGGGACCACGCCAGGAAUGGGGACCUGCUGGCCACCGACGCCAGCUCUGCCGAAAACCUACCUCAGGCUGGAGACGACGGGAGCAGGGAGGCCGGUACUGACGAUGUGGUGGAGCCCGGGCAAUGGCGGCGGGGGCUGAAGAGCACGUGCCGGGCGCUGGUGGGCAGCGCUGCCAUGCUGGCCUCGGUGGCACUGGGCCGGGACCUGGAGAGGUUGCGUCUGCCGGAAGCUGAGAGGCCGGCCGGUGGCCGCAGCGCCCAGAGCUCGCCGCAGGUCACGCACCGCAAGAAGGCGCGCAAGGACAAUGAUGACGACCGCAGCGGAGACCAGGCCGGGGACCUCAUCUGCUUCCCCGUCCCCCUGCCGACCCCCACUACCGGGAACCCUGCUGAGACACUCCCCCGUGUCACCCCAGGGGGUGCUGGAGAGCUGCUGCCGGGACCCCCUGUCACCCCCCGACGAGAGAGGAAACACGGGGACGUGGGACAGGCUACCGAGGGCUGCUGCGCCAAGACCAAAGGAAAUGCAUUCACCUGCGCCCCUGUGGUGAACCAGGAAAGUGUCGGCUUUCCCUCAGAUCAUCCCCAUCGGAAGCCUUGGCCGCGGGCCGAACACACCAAGACCAGUGCCUUGCCCCGGCCGAGGCCAUCCCGGGCCCGGGCCAGGAUCGACCCCUGGAGCUUUGUGUCGGCCGGUUCAUGCGAGCCAGACCGGACGGCGAGCGGCCUCCCUCCUGAGCCUGAGGCGGCGGCAACGACGGCAAUCCCUGACCCGUUCCAGCCACCCCUGGCAACCCCCCGCCUGACCAACCCGUUCGCCCACCCGGCCCCGGCCCCGUCUCCACGGCUUUGCCCCCCGGGGCCUUACAACCCCUUCGCCGUCGCUGUGGCGACCCCCAGUCACUGCCCGUUCCCGUCGCCUGCCUCUGACCCCUUCAGCGCCGCAGCGGAGAGAGCUGGUUUCUCGAGCUGCCCGCUCUCCGCACUGAGCCCCUGGGCCUCCUCGGGCAGGCCCCAGGCCUCCGCUCCAGCCCAGGCCGAGAGCCUGAUCGACUUGGACACAGAGAUAUGGAGCAAAGUGGCCACCCCGCUGAGCUAGGUCUGGCGACGGGGGUGUGUGUGGUGGGGGAGAGGGGUGGCAAAGCAGGAACCAGGGUGGAGAGGGAUUGGUGGUGGGGUAACUUGGUUACUGAAUCUGUUCUCUUGAAGGACUGACCCACAGGGGGUCUUCCAGUACAGCCUCUGCCUCCCUCCACUGGGCCGAGCAGCCAUUUUGUGUGAGGGAACAAGACAAAACAAAAUAAAUCUCAUGAUUACUUUACAAUCAUGUGCUAGGCCCCACUCCCUCCACACCUACCAUUUAAUGUCCCGGAGUAUUGGGUUUCUGUCCCCCGGAAUCCUGGGCCGACCUCCGCCCAUCCCUCUCUCAUCGGCCGGUCAGAGGUUCUGUGUUUUCUUUUGGAGAUGGGGGAGAGGGGAGGGGUGACAGCGGUGGAGGGUUGAUCUGACGGGACAGGGUGGGAUCCUGCUGAAGAUACCGCUCGGUGAGGGGUCCUUCCUCAGGGUGUCUCCGUGAUGUUUUCUGAAGUGUGAUAACUGUUGGGCGGGCAUGUUGGUCAGACUCCUCGGUUACCGCCAGGCCCCAGUGCCACUUUCGGUUAAUGCCAGGUCCCAGUGCCACUCUCGGUAACCACCAGGCCCCAGUGCCAUACUUGGUAACCACCAGGCCCCAGUGCCACUCUCAGUUACCACCACGUCCCAGUGCCACUCGGUUACCACCAGGCCCCGGUGCCACUCUCAGUUACCACCACAUCCCAGUGCCACUCGGUAACCACCAGGCCCCGGUGCCACUCUCAGUUACCACCAGGCCCCGGUGCAACUCUUGGUAACCACCGGGCCCUGGUCCCACUCUCGGUUACCGCAGGGCCCCAGUGGUCACACUUGGUAACCAUCGUACCCUGGUGACAUUCUCGGUCACCGCUGGGCCCCGGUGCCACUCUCGGUAAACCACCAGGCUGUGGUGCCACACUUGGUAACCACCGUGUCUCAGUGCCACUCUCGGUUACCUACACGGUCAUGGUUGAACCCGAUUGGUGCAUGUGAGCUCUCGGAGCCGGUCCUGCCUGAGCAUUUUCAUUAUUUUUUUUAGAGAAAAGUAAGUUUAUUAAAGAGGAUUUAAAAUUUAUUAUUAAAUAAAAUCUUUCAAUAUCUCA